UUUUACCUGUAUCUGUAUAUAUCCAGUAUUUUCUUCCUGAUCUAUGUAUAUGUCUAUCUCCUACAUUCCCCUAAUGCUAGUACCACCUCAUUCAGAACACGUAAGAGAAGAGUGGCCUUUGAUGAAACCAAUAACCACCAUACUGGGAGCUUCUAUCUCAGACUGGGAGCUUUGGCAUUUGGUGUUGGCAGCAUGAUCCACAGUGGGUUGAAUUUUGGACAUUAUUUUGAAAUCCAUCACCAAGGUGAUCCAUGCAGUGAACUUGUUCAAGCCGUCAAGCCUUUAAUCCAUCUCAUCUUUACCUUUGCCCAGCUCUAUUUUGUGUUUCAAAAUUCUAAGGUACACUUACCAUAUAUUUGUAUGUGUAUCCACCGCUACAGAUCUCUGGCAAGGUUUGGUUUGAUGCAUAUGAGUGGUACCAACAUUUGUGUGUGGGUUCGAGGGAUUGUCGUGGAAACUUUGCAGGUCAUUCGGAAGUCAGAGAGACAGAAGACUGCUAAAUAUUUGCAAGAAAAUCCUUUGUUGGAUGCCAAUAACAACUCCAUUGCUAAUUCUAAUUUAGCUAAAGAUCGUUAUGAUUUGCUACCAGAGCUAGCCUGUCAUUGGGAUGCCAUGAUGGGAAGAAUAGUGGACCGAGCUUCUGAUUAUCUUUAUCCUUGUACCAUAGAAUACAGCUUAAUCUGUGCUGCUAUCCUGUAUAUUAUGUGGAGGAAUGUGGGAUAUGGAAAAAGUCCACGAAGAGAGAAAUCUGUCUCUGAUGAUGAAUAUGAUGGAGACAGCAUGAGGACCACUCGAAUGAGUGUGGACUGUACAGGAUCCAGUCGAGGGUUGUUCCUCGGAAUACUCAUGUUUGUAGUAGGAGUUGUUUCCCUUGUUGCGUUUUACGUCCUGGUCAAUCAGGACCAUUUGCAAACAGAAGCGACUUUACUUGGACACAUUUCUGAAUCUUUCAUGUACCUUGUUUCCAUGGUUGCGGUCAUCUUUGCAGCCAGUCGGAUGAAAGAUCUGCAUUAUUCUCGGAAAAGAGGAGGCUUGGAGCAGACUCUCAUCAUCUUCGCCUUAUUUGGUCUCUUUAUUUUUGGUAUGUUUAGCAUUGUUGCUGCCAUGUUUUUUAUUUAUACACUAGAUGGCGUACUGACCAUCAUCACCAAUUUUUUGAUGAUCAUCCAGGCUGCAAUGCAGGCUGUUUUCAUGAUGGCCGCCUUGAAAAUGUCUGCUUCGAAUGUCUUACAUGUGCGUAGGAAAGAUGGGAGGGAAUAUGUCACCUUCCUACUGAUGACUAACUUUGCAUUGUGGGCCAUCAAUACAUUUGAGACUCAACGUUCCGAGCACAAUCCUCUUCAGCUUCAAUUUUAUGGUCCUAAAGCUUGGUCUAUAUUUAGCCAUAUCAGUGUUCCACUUGGAAUUUUUUAUCGCUUUCAUUCGACAGUCUGCUUAUCAAUUAUUUGGAAAAAUGCUUGGAAGCACAAA
Molecule: messenger RNA, 1470 nt
Organism: Lottia gigantea (owl limpet)
Lineage: Eukaryota; Metazoa; Mollusca; Gastropoda; Lottiidae
Exons: 6
Biological process (GO): proton transmembrane transport
Cellular component (GO): membrane
Molecular function (GO): proton channel activity
Source: RefSeq, a predicted model, not a curated record